AGUCAAUUUUCAAAAGGAUUCAUACUCACAAUUAAAAUACGAUCCGAAAAAGAAAAAAUCCAAAUGGGUGAAAAAUCUACAGAAAUUCCUCAAAUUCAAAUAAACACCUUUAUUUUGAAACAUUUUCCGGGUGCAUAUUUAAAGGAAAAGUAUCAAGGAAUUUUAACAUAUUAUUUACCACAAACCAGCGAAUUGAAAUGGUCGUUAAUGUUUGAUCACAUGGAAACAAUCAAAGAAAUACUGGGAAUCGAGGAUUACUCCAUAUGUCAAACCACACUCGAACAAGUAUUCUUAUCGUUUACGAAACCGUAUUGUGACGAACAAUGUCGAUACGAUUACAAGACGAAUGCAUUAAGACUAAAUGUAAGCAACGUGUAAACAUAUCAGCGAUUUCAGAACUGUUAUGAUUAGUGGAAUGAAGUAUCAAGUUACAGUCGACGAUGUGAGUUAAUGUAUACGAUAAAAAAUAUCACACUCACAACACCGAUAAUCGAUGGGGCAUUUGAACGAAGCGGUACUUUUUUAAUCAUAACAAUUUAGGCUGACUUUUGUUUGGGCGAGAUCGAUUAAUUCUGAAUCUUAAAUUAAAAUUAAUCCAUCCAAUCAUUUACUUUAUAUUCUAGUCUAAAUUACAAUUGGAAUGAAUUUUUUUCACUCAUAUAAGUG
Molecule: messenger RNA, 666 nt
Organism: Contarinia nasturtii (swede midge)
Lineage: Eukaryota; Metazoa; Arthropoda; Insecta; Diptera; Cecidomyiidae
Product: ATP-binding cassette sub-family A member 3-like
Exons: 2
Coding region: 64-378 (104 amino acids)
Source: RefSeq, a predicted model, not a curated record